AUGGAUGCGGCGGCGGCGCCGCCUGGGAGCGGGCGCCGCGCCGGGAUCGGGUCGCUAAGCGAGGGCGACGUUACGCCGGACGGACGCGGGGAAGGGGAGGCUGCCGCUCCGCCUGAACGCCAGUCUCCGGCCGGCCCGCGGAGGGCCCUCCCCGACGCGACCGUCGCUGCCCGGGAGGCCGGGGAUAGCGACGUGGGCCCUGUCCCCACUAACCGAGCGCGGGGUCCGCCCCACCGCGGGGCAGUCCCCACCCUCACUCCCGCGAGAAGCUGGGUAUCGCUGCCGCGGCCACGGGAGCACAGGGGCCGCUCGAGGGUCGCAGGUCCUGGAGCCGGGAUCGCAGCCCGCCGCCAGCCGCUCUCCCACCUCGCCGCCCCUCUCCCGGCAGAGACCCGAAGGCCCGUGGCACGGGAUCGGAGAAGGAGGCUGCUCGCCGCUGCUCCGAGGGAACCGGGUCGGACGCCGCGCCUGCCCCGCGCCGUGGGUCUACACUGACCGGGGAGCGCGGUUGGGUCGUCUUCGGUUCCCCCCGGAAGAACCGCGUCGGACGCCGCGCCUGCCCCCGCCGUGGGUCUACACUGGCCGGGGAGCGCGGUUGGGUCGUCUUCGGUUCAACCAGAAGUACCGCGUCAGACGCCGCGCCUGCCCCCGCCGUGGGUCCACACUGGCCGGGGAGCGCGGUUGGGUCGUCUGCGGUUCUCCAGAGGGUCCUGAAAACCCUGUCGCCAGAAAUCUCCGCGCGCAUGCUGUCCUUGCCCGGCGAGAGCAGAUGGCGUCUCGGGCGCCGGCGCCGGCGCCGCGACAGGCCGGCGUCUCGGAAGCCCCUGGCGGCCAGACGCGGCAGGCUCGCUCCGGUGAGAGGCUCCGCGGCUCCCCGGUCGUGCCGGUCUACCCAUGCGCCGCGGCGGCGGUAGACCGUUCCCGGCGCCCGGCCUCUGCUUCUCGGCGACGGGCGGAGGGUGGGAAGGCCGGGGAAGGGCAGGCUUCCGGGCGUCUGUGGGGUCCGGCCCCCGCCCGCUCCAGGGGCGAGGUUGCCGGUGGCCCCGGUCUACCGGCCGGCAAGCGGGGAUGGCUCGGCCGGUCUUCCCGGCGGAAGGAGCGGAAGCGCCGGCCGUUUUCCGGGGGCGGCCGUGUCUCGCUCCCCGCCGGAGGGGCCGGCAGCGUGGCCCGUUCUUCCUGCGGCCGCUGGCGGCUCUCGCUCUCCCCCGGUGGUCCACUACUGGCCGGGGAAGCUGGGACGUGGCGGUCCCCUUCCCAGGACGGAAGGCUUUCCCGGUCUACCGCUGGGAGGUCUGUCGGCUGCCCGGUCCCGCCGUUCUCCACCCGGCCGAGGCGGCUGGGGCUUCCGGUCCUCCCCGGUCUCCCCGCCGCCGCCGGAGGCCCGCCGACCGCCCGGUCUACUCGCGAGGGCCCCGGUCCUCUCGGCGGCGGCCUUGCCAGCCCCCUUCCGUGUAGGGGGGUCCUCCCGGUCUACCGUCCGAAGGCCCGGUCUGCUUCUCGCGUCCACGGUCACCCCGUUCUGGCCCGGGGCUGGCAGCGGUGCCCGGUCUCCCGGCCCUGGGCUCUGCUGGCCGUGGAGGCUGGGUCCUGCCGGUCUACCCCCGAGGAAGGGAGGCUUCCCGGUCGACCCGCCGUCGGGGAGGGGCAGGCGACGUUGCCCGGUCUCCCGGCCCUCGGCUCCCCUCCGGUCUACCGGCCGAGAAGGCUGGGGCUUGCCGGUCUUCCUCCGAGAUGGUGGGGCUUCCCGGUCAACCCACCGGGAAGCGCGGCUUCGCCGGACUACCUGGCGCACGGCGCGGAACCGCUGGCCGGUCUACUGGGCGCCGGCCCUCGGGAAGCCCGGUCUCCCGGCCCUCGGCUCCCCUCCGGUCUACCGGCCGGGAAGGCUGGGUCUUGCCGGUCUUCCUCCGAGAUCGUGGGCCUUCCCGGUCUACCUGCCGGAAAGGGCGCCUCUGCCAGGCUUCCUGGCGUCCGGCGCGGCACCGCUGGCCGGUCUACUCGGUGUCAGGCCCGGUGGGCUCCUCGCGUCCACGCACACCACACCACGCCCUGCCUGCCUGCCUGCCUGCCUGCCUGCCUGCCUGCCUGCCUGCCGCCUGACCAGCGCUCCUAAACAAAGGAACAGGCUCUUGCCCGGUCUACCUGGAAGGCAGGGAGCGGACGGCCACCCUCCCCGCCAGCCUGCCUGCCUGCCUGCCUGCUUGCUCGCCGCACGGUCUGGGGCUUCCAGGUCCACCUAAGAGGAGGAAACGGCUUCCCGGUCUACCCUCCAUGGGGCCGGGAGGCGCCGGUCCACUAGGCGGGGGGCGCGCGUGCCUGGAGCCGCUGCCCGGUCUACCUGCCUUCGAAGGGGGGGGGCUCUGGCCGGUCUUGCGAGAACGGUAGACUUUCCGGUCUACCUGCCGGAAAGCGCGGCUCUGCCGGGCUACCUGGCGUACGGCGCGGAACCGCUGGGCGGUCUGCUGGGCGCCGGACCUCGGUGAGUACGGUCUCCCGGCCGGAGGGGCUGGCGGCGUUGCCCGGUCUCCCGCCCCUCGGCUUCCCUCCGGUCUACCGGCCAGGAAGGCUGGGGUUUGCCCAUCUUCCUCCGAGAUCGUCGUGGCUUCCCGGUCUACCCACCGGAAAGCGAGGCUCUGCCUGCCUGCCUGCCUGCCUGCCUGCCUGCCUGCCUGCCUGCCUGCUUGCUCGCCGCAGUGCCUGUGGCUUCCAGGUCUACCUCCGAGGAGAAAGGUCUUCCUGGUCUACCCUCCUUGGGCCCGGCAAACGCCGGUCCACACGGCGGUGGGCCUGGAGCGGCUGCCCGGUCUUGUUGUCGGCGGAGGUGGGCGGGCUGGGUGGUCCCGGUCUUCCUCCGAGAUCGUGGGGCUUCCCGGUCUACCGACCGGAGAGCGCGGCUCUGCCGGGCUACCUGGCGCACGGCGCGCGACCGCCGGCCGGUCUACCGGGCGCCGGACCUCGGGAAGCCCGGUCUCCCGGCCCUCGGCUCCCCUCCGGUCUACCGGCUGGGAAGGCUGGGGUUUGCCGGUCUUCCUCCGAGAUCGUGGGGCUUCCCGGUCUACCCACCGGAAAGCGCGGCUCUGCCGGACUACCUGGCGCACGGCGCGCGACAGCUGGCCGGUCUACUGGGCGCCGGACCUCGGUGAGCCCCGUCUCCCGGCCCUUGGCUCCCCUCCGGUCUACCGUCCCGGGAGGCUGGGUCCUGCCGGUCUACCCCCCGAGGAAGGGAGGCUUCCCGGUCGACCCGCCGGAGGGGCGGGGCAGGCGACGUUGCCCGGUCUCCCGGCCCUCGGCUCCCCUCCGGUCUACCGGCCGGGGAAGGCUGGGGCGUGCCGGUCUACCUCCGGGAUCGGUGGGGGGGUUUCCGUUUCGGACCAGUCUGCUCCUGGGAUGAGGGAAAGGCGUGCCGCCAGGCCGCAGGCCUGCCCGCCCUCUUUUUACAAACAGGCUCUUUCUCUCUCGGUCUACCUCCCCCCUCCCCUCCCCAGCUGACCGGCCGAGCGAGCAACCCAAUCGGCCGCCCCCCACCGGAUCGCUUGGCUGCCGCCGGGGAGAACGAGGCCCGAGGAGGAGGAGGGGAGGACGUCCCAGCUACCUCGCGGGGAGCGGACGGCCACCCUCCCCGCCAGCCGGCCGGCCUCCCUGCCUCCCUGCCUGCCGCCUGACCAGCGCUCCUAAACAUAGGAACAGGCUCUUGCCCGGUCUACCUGGAAGGCAGGGAGCGGACGGUCUACCUGCCGGAAAGCGCGGCUUUACCGGACUACCUGGCAUGUCAUGGCACCUCUCGACGGUCUACUCGGUGCCAGACCUCGGAAAGCCCGGUCUACUAGCCGCAUCGAGCGAUCGAGCUCGCGGGCAGGCGAGCCGCCGCUCCACCCAACCACCCGUUUCGGGUUCAUCCGUCCGUCCUUCCAUCCUCCGGUCCCGCGCGUGAGGCCCCCGGGCGGCCGGCGGAGGCAUCCCUCGUGCGAAGGGUGUCCCUGUCCAUCGCUGGUGGGGCUGGGUGGGCGUUGCGUCGGCAGGCACCGGUUACUUGCUUUAGCAGCACAACCAUGCCUGCUUUCCGGCAAGUAGACCGGGUAGGAACCUGGCCCUUUGGGAGCGCAGUGGAGCAGGGAGGGAGUCAGGGUGUUCGUCCCCUGCCUGCCUCCCUGCCUGCUUCCAGGUAGACCGUGUAGAAACCUGGCCCUUUGUUUAGGAAUGCCGGGCGACAGGCAAGCAGGUGGGCAUGCAGCGUGGCCGUCCCAUGCCUGCCUUCUUCCAAGUAGACCGGGCAGAAACCUGGUCCUUGUUUAGGACUGCCAGGCAGGCAGUAAGCAGGCAGGCAGGAAGGCAAGGGGGCUAUGACCUGCUUGCUUGCUUGCCUGCCUGCCUCCCCCCCAGAUAGACCAGAUAGGCACCCCUCCCUUGGUUUAGGAGCGCCGGGGAGCAGGGAGAGAGUCAGGGCGUUCGUCCGCUGCCUGCCUGCCUGCUUCCAGGUUGACCGGCUAGGCACCCCUCCCUCGCUUUACGAGCGGCCCCGUGUGGCCGGCGAAAGGCAGGGCGGCCGUUCCUUGCCUGCCUUCUCCCAGGUAGACCGGGUACUCGCCGGUUCCUUUUUUUAGGAGCGCCCUCGUGUGGCUAGAAUGGUAAGGGCAAGGCAACCGUUCUUCUUUUUCGUAUCCCUAUUGUCAUGAUCGUCCGUACGUGCGUUUCUACCCAGUCUACCUGGAGGAAGGCAGGCAGGGUACGGCCACGCUCCCUGCCUGCCUGCCUACCUACCUGCCGCCCGCCUGGCGCUCCUAAACAAAGGGCAAUGUUCCUACCCGGUAUACAUGGAUUUGAUAUCCUGCUUUAUCACUACCCGAAGGAGUCUCAAAGCAGCUAAAAACACUCGGUGAGGUGAGUGGGGCUGAGAGACUUCAGAGAAGUGUGACUAGGCCAAGGUCACCCAGCAACUGCAGACACGAAGCCGGUUCACCAGAUUAGGAGUCUACCACUCUUAACCACCACACCCACACUGGCUAUUGUGUGUGUGCCUGCCUGCCUGCCUGGUGCUGCCCUCUCUGCCGAGGUGCCUCUUCUCCUGCACACCCAAGAAUCCACCCCGGCCCCCCCAUUGUGCUUGCGGGUGGGGGAGAGAGAGACAGACUCAAAAUAGAUCACGGAGAGAGAGGGAGGGCGGUGUGGGCAGGCAGCCACACACACACACGCAUCAGCCCAUUUCUGACUGCACGCACGAACGCAAGCACGCACGAUCAUGACAACAAUAGGGAGAAGAAGAAGAAGAAGAAGAAGAAGAAGAAGAAGAAGAAGAAGAAGAAGAAGAAGAAGAAGAAGAAGAAGAAGAAGAAGAAGAAGAAGAAGAAGAAGAAGAAGAAGAAGGCUGCCUUGCCCUUACCAUGCUGGCCACACGAGGGCGCUCCUUAAUAAAGGAACUGGCGCCAACCCGGUCUACCUGGGAGAAGGCAGGCAAGGAAGGGCCGCCGUGCCCUGGGCCGGCCACACGGGGGCGCUGCUAAAGCGUGGGAAAGGGUGCCUAGCCGGUCUACUGCUGGGGAGCAGGGGGGCAGGAGGGCGGGUAGGCGGGUAGGCGGGCGGGCAGGCAGGCGGGCAGGCAGGGGACGUCCGCCCUGCCUGCCUGCCUGCCUGGCCGGCGGUCCUGAACCAAAGGGACAGGCUCCUGCCCGGUCUCGCCUGGAGGAAGGCGGGCGUCGGACGGCCACCCUGACUCCCUCCCUGCUCCCUGCUCCCCGGCGCUCCUAAAAGAAGGGACGGGCGCCUACCCGGUCCACCGGGGGGGAGGGGGAGAGGCAGGCAGGCAGGGGACGGCAGACAGCCGCGCGGGCACGGAACCCGACCGGCCGCCACUCCCGGCCGCUGCCGUUCACACCUCUCACUGGCCAUUUAGUAGGUCCAUGCAGCAACACAAAACACUGUUGCUGUAGGUAGGUUUUAUUUUUAUUUCUUUUAUCUUAUAUUUGGAAAUGUACAUCUGGGUUUUUUCCUCUUUUUAAUUUUGUGGGGUCCCCAAGAGGAGGUAGGGCCCUGGCUGCAUGGCUUGUUUUUGGCUGAUAUGUACAUCCGGCACUGCGACACAGGACUAUUAUUCGCCUUUUCAUAAGAGAGACCCAUCUGGCAUGUUUCGUCACAGAUGUUGGAUGCGGACCUUCAGAGGUGAGGCCUGGUUACAAGUUCCUGGUGUUGCAAAGCGGACUUUGAUGGAGGCUGAGGCUUUCCCCAUACGUUUUGUCUCCUUUACACCAAAUGCUGCGGUUUGCUUCCUCUUCCUCCAGAGUGAGAGGUUCUCUCAACUGAGGACAACGAAGACGAGGAACACGAUAGCACGUGGAACUGUUUUCCCGGGGGCUCCCAAUGCACUUCUGCGGACUCGUUUUUAAUUUGCCCCCUUUUGUUUUAAUGAAGGUGAAGUCUACCUGGAGGAAGGCAGGCAUGGGACGGCCACCCUGACUCCCUCCCUGCUCCCUGCUCCCCGGCGCUCCUAAACCCAGGAACGAGCGCCUACCCGGUCCACCGGGGGGGAGGGGGACAGGCAGGCAGGCAGGGGACGGCAGACAGCCGCGCGGGCACGGAACCCUGACCGACCGCCACCCCGGCCGCUGCCGUUCACCCCUCGCUGGUAAUUUAAUAGGUCCAUACACAACACAAAACACUGUUGCUGUAUGUAGGUUUUAUUUGUUUUUUAUCUUAUAUUUUGGAAAUGUACGUCUGGGGUUUUUCCCCCUUUAAAUUUUUUUGGGGCCCCCAAGAGGGUAGGGCCCUAAGCUAUAGCUUGUUUAGCUUAUAUGUACAUCCGGCACUGUGACACAGGACUGGCAUUCGCCUUUUCAUAAGAGAAACCCAUCUGGCAUGUUUCUGUCACAGAUGUUGGAUGCGGACCUUCAGAGGUGAGGCCUGGCUACAAGCUCCUGAUGUUGCAAAACUGGGCUUUGAUGGAGGCUGAGGCUUUCCCCAUACGUUUUGUCCCCUUUUACACCAAUUGCGCGUUUGCUUCCUCUGCCUCCAGAGUAAGAGAGGUUUCUCUCAGCUGAGGAGGACUACGAAGACUAGGAACACGAUGGCACUUGGAACUGUUUUCCCGGGGGCUCCAAAUGCACUUCUGCGGAUCUGUUUUAAUUUGCCCCCUUUUGUUUUAAUGAAGGUGAAGUGCUUGGUGCAAAGUGCUUUCAGAGCCAUCUGCUGCAAAGUAGCAAGCCGGAAUUAUUCCCUGUGAUCCUUUCACUCUUCUCUUCCCUUCCCGCCCCUCCACCCCCGCCUCACAAUCUAUGGCAACGAAAUUCCAUAUCGCCCUCUGCUGACCAGUUCAAAGAAGGCUUCAAAGCUCAUCCCCCAAUAAGGGACUUUCUGAGAUCAGAAUGCGUCGAAAUUAAGAUGGGGGAGGCACUAAAAUUCAGCUUUCCAUAGAUAUUAAAAGGAGCCCAAACACGUUUUUUAUUCAUGCAACAAGUGUUUCCCGCACGAUCCUGAGACUCGAAUAAUUGCUUUAGUUUCAUGCUGCGUUUGUUGUUUCUCAGCGUUCAGGCAGAGGUCUCUGUUGCUGCUGGGGAAAGGCAGUUCCCCAAUCUUCUCUCCACCCCCCCAGCUAAUGUGCCUGUUGCUAUGUACGGAGUGGUACGUGGGGAAGGCUAUGCGAAUGUUAUCAGACUCUACUGAAUAGGCCUCCGUGCAGUCGGUGGCGAGCAACGCGCAACGGCCCCAGUGAUCCGACUGACUGGAGCGAUCCUGAUGCUCUAACCUCGAAGGCUGAUGGUGAUGUUAAGGCUGGAAGGAAAAGGUUAACACUGGGCACACACCUGACCUCCCUCCCUCCCUGUCUUCUGUGGAGGGAUUUCAGAUCAUAAUUCCUGCUGGUGGUGGUUCAAAUGCGAGUCUUCGCCCCAGGGCCUUGCAGAGCCAGGCAGAGGCCCGGGCCAGGUAGAUAAUGCGCCCCUUUAUUUUACCCUGGGGAUAACUGAAGUCUUAUAAAUAAGUAUAUAAAUAAUCUUCACAAAAGUUAUGCUGACAACUAAUUUUAUUUCAAGGCUUGAACCGUAUCUGCAUAUAAAGACAAAAUGGAAAAUAUAGAUAAAUAUGCUGACCGAGCCGCCUUUGGAAUCGGAGGCCCCGGCCAAGUGGCCCAUAUGGCCCUCCCUCUGUCUGGCCCUGCUUCGCCCCCAGUGUGAAGCAAUGAACUUGCAGGCGUUUUGAAGUCCUGCUCGAAGGGAUGCUGCCGGUCGGUCUAAUGCGCCCCUUUAUUCCCCGGAGUUGGUGGUGGGCUCAUGUCCCCCCCCCGCCCAUUCCAGGAUCCCAUCUGUUCCCUCUUUCCGAGGAGCCAUCAGAAAUAAAAACCUUCCUUAUUAGAAGCCGAGGGUUUCCGGGGCCCCGUAAUGUUCUCAGCAGCCCUUCGAAGUCUCCCCGCUUUGCUGUGUCUUGACAAAUCCCGACAAGGGGGGAGGCGAGCGGGCAGGUGGGCAGGAAGCUGAGCUGAAGUCAGGAAUGAGAUGAGGAAGGACGUCGGGGGGGGGCAUUAACCCGAGGUUUAAUCUGCUUGCCCUCUCUCCUUCCCAGCCACUCUAGAAGACGGGUCUGGGGCUCCAGCGAGUAUCGGAAGCAAAAUGCAACCCUCGGAUCUGGAAGUCCCGUCUUCCCUUCAUGCGGAACCGGCGCUGUUACAGGUGCCGUGCGAUACUCACUCCGCAUUUGUAAGAAAUAAAUCUCCUCUGGAUCUCCCUCCAAGCACUCUAAAAACCAGCGGCGAACAAAAAACAUACCAGCAAUCGAAUAUCUGGACAGGCUCGUCUAAACAAAAUGUUUUCCGCAGGCGCUUUCACUGCGCUCCUUUCGGCACCUGCUACUGUACUCUUCAGAUUGCUGGGGUGUUUUUUGGACGUCGCUGGCAUUUAGUUUUUAAAAAAUGGUUUUUACUAAUAAUCUUGCUGCUUAUUCUAUUCUACAAUCAAGCGGGGUAUACACGGACAGUAAUUGAAUAAAUAGAAUUAACAAAUCACCACAGAGUGGCGUCUCCUUUUAUUUGUGGAAUGGAAAUUUACUCUGCACGUGCUUAGGGACACUUUCAUCAAGGUGGUGGGAGGGGCGGUCUGCAGAGUAGGAGCCAAUUCCUGGGGCGGAGGUUCCUUCGCCCCCCAGUAAAAUAUUUGCGGGGGCCGCCCGCCCAAAAAAGUUGAUGGUCAUUCAUUGCUGUUCAAAUGGUGCGCGCGCCAUGUCUUGUGAUCUAUUAGGCGGGGCGGGACUUACCUGUCCCCAUGAGUAGCCAAAGGAGGGCAGGGGGCAGCUGCCCCCCUAAAUCAAGAAAAGAAAAAAUGCUUAACUAACUGACCAACUGCGUCGCAGAUGAUUCUGCCCCCCCCCCCCCGCCAACAUAAAUCCUGGCCACGCCCCUGCCUUCCCCCCGCCAUAUUUAUUCAAGUUGGCACCCGUGGUCUGCAGUAGCCAGCAGGCUCCGUUGCCUCUUCCGCUUAGCCAUCUAUUUUCCUCCAUAGCCUCCUCUAUCCCCGCCAGGGACUCGGUUCAGAUAAUAACAGGAAAGUACCGGGCUUCUAUUCAAAUAGUGGGAGGCGAGGAGAGACCACUAUUUCUAACAGCAAGAAGUGAAAGUUUUUUGUUAGAUUUUUUAAGAAGAAAAAGCGUUGGUUACUAAACCGCUCCUUUCUCACAGCAUCAUUAUAAAGUUGAGGUGUUGCAGCAUGUAAAUGCAUUUAAAUUGUGUUGGUUUGUUUAUUGAUUAAUCAGUUAGAUGCUAAUCAAUCGAUUUGCUAAUCUCUUGGCAGCCCCGAGGGCAAGGGAGGGAGCACAGAAGGAGCUGAAACUGGCAAGAAACAGAUGUCCUAAGGCUCAUAACCUUUAAGGAGAAGGAGGAGUCUGCACCCUCCAGAGCCAUACACCUCCCCCAACAUAAGAGGAAACCUUCCUCACCCAACUCCUCGUCGCUCUGCAGCUCGGCCUCCAGGUUUUUCUGCAUCCCUAAAGAUUCCCCCACCUGAAGGCACCUGUUUUCCCCAACCAGUUUGUCUCUUCUACCACCACCCCCGCCCCAAACCUCCUUUUCUGCCGACACUGCUGUUCCUACUUCCAUCCCUUUAGGUCUCCUGCAUUUCAGCUCCUCUCUCGGUGUCCCUGAGUCUCCACAGUUUCCUUCCUGACACCCCCUGGCCUCGAGCGCAAGGGUCUGCAGAACUGCUUCCAGCAGCCCGGUGCUGCGUGUCACAUGAAGGCAUUGUUAAACCGGGGUGGCCGAAAGUGAUACUCAUGCAUUGUGGGGCGAGCGGGGUCAGCUUGGUGUCCAUUCCCCUCUUUACAACUUGAGUUUCCGGUAACAAAAAAGAAAUGGUCUCUGAGCAUGCGAGGAGUCACGUCUGUGCUGGUUCAAAGGCAGCUUGAGUUCCAGCAGUUCCUUGCUUUAGCAGCAUCCCCGUGCCUGUCUGCCUGCCUUCCGCCAGGUAGACCGGGCAGGCACCCCUCCCUUGGUUUAGGAGCAGUAGCGAGGCAGAGGGCCGUCCGCUGCUGCCUGCCUUCCAGGUAGAGCGGGCAGGAGCCUGUCCCUUCAUUUAGGAGCACCGGGCAGGCAGGGCAGGCAGGCAGGCAGGGGCCGUCCCCGACUGCCUGCCUGCCUGCUCCCCGUAGACCGGCUAGGAACCCCUCCUCUCUUUAGGAGCGCCCCCGUGUGGCCGGCGCAUGGCAGGGCGGCCGUUCCUUGCCUGCAUUCUCCCAGGUAGACCGGGUACGCGCCGGUUCCUUGCUUUAGGAGCGCCCCCGUGUGGCCAGCAUGGUAAGGGCAGGGCAGCCGUUUUCUCUUUCUCUUCUCUUCUUCUCUCUUUCUCUCUUCUUCGUAUCCCUUUGGUGUCAUGAUCGUGCGUGCAGUGAGUGAGUGAGUGAGUGCAUGCAUGCGGUCGAAAUGGGGGUGCGUGCGUGUGCCUGCCUGCCUACCUGCCUGCCCCCUCUCUCCGUGAUCUAUUUUGAGUCUGUCUCUCUCCCCCGCAUACAAGCACACGGGGGGCGGGAGUGUGGUUUCGGGUGUGCGUGUGUGCGUGUUGGAGUGAUAUUUUGUGUCCAUCUCUCUGUCUCUGUCUGUCUCCCCCGCACACAAGCACAUGCUGUGUUUGAGUGUAUGCUAGUGUGACAGAUAACUUUUGUGCCCUUCUGUCUCCCUCCUCCCGCAAACGAGAGAGUGUGUGUGUGUGUGUGUGUGUGUGUGUGUGUGUGUGUGUGUGUGAGAGAGAGAGAGAGAGAGAGAGAGAGAGAGAUUUUGUUUCUGCUUGCCUGCCUGCCUGCCCGCCCGCCCUCUCUCUCUCUCUCUCUCCUCUCCUCCCUCCCUGCAAACAAUCAAGUGUGUGAGAGAGCGCCUGGAGAAAGUAACUAGGUCUCCCAGAUAGUACGCCCAUUGCUCUGCAUUCUCACGCAGGCCUAGCGAACUCCGGCGAUGCGCUGGAUGAUGCCAAGACGCAGCUAG
Podarcis lilfordi (Lilford's wall lizard) is the source of this 11443-nucleotide messenger RNA. Lineage: Eukaryota; Metazoa; Chordata; Lepidosauria; Squamata; Lacertidae. The record is from the annotation of a GenBank genome assembly.